UCCCUAAGCAGCCACUCAAUACAUACUUCGAUUGAACUUGCUGGUAAAUGGAUUUUUAAAUUAUUAUAUUACGUUCUGUAUAUGUCAACAGUCAGUGUUACAAAACUCAAAAUGUUAAUAAAAGGAAGAAAUUAACACGGAUAUCUUACUACUUUUAAUAAUAAUUAGCACAUUUCUUGCAAUAAAUUUCUCUACAUUCACGGAAUAAAGUGAUUCUGAAGAAGAAUAUAGAUACAAAAGAGAAUACAUUCACGUAGGUAUUCUUGAUAAUUUUCUGCCCUGCUAUUACCGAAUUUAUAUUCAACGAUGGCGGAUGCAGCAGAUCUUCCCGGCGCUUCUUCCAGUCAAAAGAUGUCAUCAAAACUUUUAAGGCAAAAAGCUCAGGAAUUUUUAACUUCGAGAAAACGCGCAAAUAAUUUAGUAGAUAUAAUUUCUCAAUGGGAUGAAUCCACUUCGUCCUGCCUACUCACAAUAGAAACAAUAUUCGUUGAAGUCCUAAAAAGAGGUGAUAUGUAUUUGGAACGUACGAUAUCCCUUACUAUUUCAGAGCCAAGCCCUGAAGCAAGAUAUGUCAACUGGUUGAGGAAUUGCUAUGAAGAAAUAUGGGAAAAGAUACUUACAUCAAUGGAAAAAUGUCGACCUGGCAUUCAACUACAAGCUCUCACUACUGCUAUAAAACUCAUGGCUGAAGAAGGUAAAAAUCCAUUGGAACCAGUUGACAACCUGGGGUAUUAUUUUCCACUUCAUCGGUUAAAGCCCAUUUUGAUGAAGUUACUUUCACCGGAGGAGGACAAUGCCAGUUUAAUAUCUAGAUUUCAAGAAAUUAUAGAAUAUCCUGAUGCUCUUUAUUAUACAUGGAAAUGUCUUCCAUCUCUUACCCCAAAAAGACAGCCACAUAAAGUUUAUAUCAAAAAUUUGUUGGAACUUAUACAUAAAUUACCAUUGCCAAAAGAAAUUGAAGAAAAUGAGAUGUGUGAAAAUAAGAAUUUGUUGUGCAAACCACAGCAAGGUAAUAUAUAUGCUACUAAAAAUUUUAUAUGGGAUCAAGCUGGAGCACGACGUGCAUUGAAUAAAGUCUGGGCUUGUGUCAUGCAUUGGGAAUUGACACCACAGUUACAUAAACAAUUAUUAAUAGUUCUUUUAGAGAGAGUAAUGCCACAUUUAGAAAAACCUGUUUUACUAACAGAUUUUCUUAUGGAUUCAUUGGAUGCAGAUGGGCCUAUUGGCUUGCUUGCAUUACAAGGUGUAUUUUUACUAGUUACCAAACAUAAUUUGGAAUAUCCUAAUAUUUUUACCAAGCUUUAUUCUAUGUUUGAACCAGAGAUCUUUCACACAAAAUAUAAAGCACGUUUGUUUUAUUUGUCCGAUCUUUUCCUCAGUUCAACACACUUGCCGGAAGCAUUAGUUGCCGCUUUCGCAAAAAGACUCGCGCGUUUGACUCUUGUAGCACCACCUGAAGAUAUUCUUAUUAUCUUAUUGUUUGUUGGGAAUCUUUUACUUAGGCAUCCUGGCUUGAAACGUCUCAUUGAUCAUCCACAAGGAGGAGAGGUUUCGUCAGAAGAAAAUAAUGGUGCUGGAGACCCAUUUUUAAUGGAAGAACGAGAUCCUUUAUUAAGUAACGCACUCCUUAGUAGUCUUUGGGAAAUUAAAGCUUUACAGUGGCAUAUAGUACCAAGUAUUGCUAGUGCUGCACGUUUCAUUCGUGAACCCCUCCCUUCUGUAGAGUAUGAUAUGGCAUCAGCUUUAGAACGUACUGGAGGACAUUUAUUCGAUAGUGAAUUAAAAAAUAAGGUUAAAGAUAUUAUGCUAACGUUCGAAAGACCCAAUUCAAUGUCAUUACCAAAAGGUGAAAGAUUAUUGCAAUAUUGGCAAUUAACAACAAUGCACUGACUGACAAUAUUAAAAUUAUAUUGUGCAAUAUGCAUCUUUAUCAAGAAGGGAACUGUUUUUCAAUGAAAACGCAAAAAAAAAAUGAUGUUGAACUUCCUGCGUUUUUUUAUACGUUAAAAAAUGUAGUAUGAAAAUAUUGCAUACUUUUGUAUUAUUUAAAGUCUAAAAGUAAUUGCAAUGGAAUUGAUUCAAAAUACAUUAUUUCACGAGCAACAUGUAGAUAUGUAUUUUUAGAUUUUCAACCAUGCAGCUAUUUAGCACAAUAGAUACCAUUUUUGUUAAAUGAAGUCAUUUGUAUGCAUGAAUGUGUGAUAAUAAAAUGAAAGAUAUUUUAAUUUAAUAGA
Bombus pyrosoma is the source of this 2234-nucleotide messenger RNA. Its product is annotated as nucleolar complex protein 4 homolog B. The transcript is spliced from 6 exons. Lineage: Eukaryota; Metazoa; Arthropoda; Insecta; Hymenoptera; Apidae. Gene Ontology annotation, cellular component: nucleolus; small-subunit processome; Noc4p-Nop14p complex. Gene Ontology annotation, biological process: ribosome biogenesis. The coding region runs from base 307 to 1890 and encodes 527 amino acids. The record is from RefSeq and is a predicted model, not a curated record.